This is a messenger RNA of Toxotes jaculatrix (banded archerfish), 2149 nucleotides long. It is a transcript of the gene asmt2, whose product is annotated as acetylserotonin O-methyltransferase 2. Gene Ontology annotation, molecular function: acetylserotonin O-methyltransferase activity. The transcript has 10 exons. Lineage: Eukaryota; Metazoa; Chordata; Actinopteri; Toxotidae. Bases 88 to 1353 code for a protein of 421 amino acids. Gene Ontology annotation, biological process: melatonin biosynthetic process; methylation. The record is from RefSeq and is a predicted model, not a curated record.
AAGUCAAACCAGUCUCUGUUGUUGCUCAUCGACCAACAAAAGCCAAAGCGGCUUCCUCCCGGAUCACAUCCCGGUGCCGGGUAUGUGAUGAUCCGACGACCAUUUCACAACCGACAGCAGCUCCUCAACACACCACCGACAUCUUGGCUGCUGUUUUCGGCUAACUCUCCCCUCCACCCUGAAUUUAUCCUACACCCCCCCUCCAAUAAAAAAAUAAUAAUAAUAAAUAAAAAAAAAACCAACCGCGUUUCCUCGGAUCUGAGCGUGUUCGCUGCUUUCCAGGCGACAACAGCAGGAGGCGCAGCCAUGGCAGAGCAUCUGUCCCAGAGUGAGCUGGACUAUCCCUUCAAACUUCUGGAGUAUUUCAACGGCUUCAGAGUGUCGAAGGUGAUAUUUUCGGCCUGUGAGCUGGGAGUGUUUGACCUCCUGCUGAAGUCCCAGGAGCCUCUGAGCGCCCAGCAUGUGGCCCGGGAGCUGAGCACCAGUGUGGACGGGAUGGAGAGGCUGCUGGACGCCCUGGUGGGCAUCGAGAUCCUGGAGGUGGAGACCACAGACGGGACAGCGUUUUACAGCAGCACUGAUGUGGCGAACCUUUACCUGGCCAGAGGCAGCGCCAAGUCUCUUCACGACAUGAUCAUCUACCAAUCCCAGACCAUCUACCCUCUGUGGAAUAACAUGGUGGACGCCGUCAGAGAGGGGAAGAAUCAGAAUGAAAAGACCUUUGGCCUCCCACCAGAUGAUAUUUUCCAAGCUAUUUACAGGUCAGAGGAGGAGAUGCUGAAAUUCAUGGGUCUGAUGAACUCCUCGUGGGUUCUUGACGGACACGACAUUGUGACAGCGUUCAACCUCUCGUGCUUUCAGACAAUUGUAGAUCUUGGAGGUUGCAGUGGUGCUCUGGCUCGGGAGAUGGCGAAGGCAUAUCCCUCCGCCUCUGUCAUCGUGUUUGACCUCCCGCAGGUCAUAGAAACGGCUCAGAAACAUUUCUCUCAGGAGAACGAUGCUGUCGUAUUUCAGACCGGAGAUUUCUUCAGUGGUGAAAUCCCUGCUGCUGACCUGUAUGUUCUGGCCAGAAUAAUUCAUGACUGGCCUGAAGAGAAGUGCCUGACUCUGCUGAAAAAGAUCUACGACAUCUGCGAACCAGGCGGCGGCGUCCUGCUGGUGGAGGCCAUGCUGUUUGAGAACAGACGGGGGCCUGUCAUGGCUCAGCUCUUCUCCCUCAACAUGCUGGUGCAGACGGAGGGCCGGGAGCGCCCGCCAUCAGAGUACACCUGCUUACUCAAGAAGACCGGCUUUCAAAACGUACAGGUGUGUCGAACUGGCAAGUCCUACGACGCCAUCCUGGCCGUCAGAUGAGCUCAGACUGAGACUGAGAGGCAUUCCUUAAAAGUCUGGGAAAGUAAACAACACUUAACUUGAACAUUUCAAGGCCUUGAAAAGGUUAGGAGAAGAAGAUGAAACUAUUAGAUCUGGGAAAAAAAACUGUUGCACAUAUGGAUCUCUGUUAUAUGUCGUGUUCAGCCCCUGUGACAUUUUCAGUGUGAUUACAGUUCAACUUGUUUUUCAAGGACUGUACUGAUACAAACGUGAGGUUGCUGCUAACAUGACACUAUCAUAUAAAAUCAUCAGUAGAAAAUCGUGAGACCUUUACAGACACUGUUGAAGGUCUGCCCUUCAACAGCCUCUGCACUGAUGUCUGCAUAUAUUUUUUCUUGUUUGGAUAAAUGAAAAUACACACAUACACACAUUCUUUUUUAUAGUUAUUUAUAGGACACUAGUUGACUUGGUUUUUGUGUAGAGUUUUCCAUGAACUCAUUAACUAUAAAGCAUACAGGAAAAAAAGGGAUAAAAUGAUAGUUAAGCAGGUUCCAAAGAAUAUAUUAUAUGUUUUGUCCAAUAAUUUCUCAGUGUGAGCAGAAAAGUCUCUUGGUCCAUCCCAUGGACCGCUUUGAUUAUUUCAAGCCAAGUAUCAGCUGUAUUUGGAUAUCAGUGGUCUUUGUGCAUCUGUUUUCGGACUCGACAGCCGGAGAAGCAUAUCCGGUUUGUGUGUGUAUUGAUGUGUUUUCCUUCUGUUGUCAUGUCAUCCUGGCAGCAGUGGAUGAAACCUUUCGGUGGAGAGAGGAGUCGCAGUGUGAGGGCUGGCUGAAGGAAA